AUGCAACAGGCUGUAGAACGAGCUUUGGACCGUGCGGACUAUGUCAUCGCAAGUGCCCAGCAGAGGCCUCCUAAAAGGAAACGCUCGUCGAGUGGGGAAGCAUCUCUCUAUGAAAAACUUUAUGACAUUUAUGUGGAAGAAUGUGGGAAAGAGCCUGAGGCUCCGGAGGAGCUAAGAAGCAACGUGAACUUGCUAGAGAAGCUCGUCAGGAGAGAGUCGUUGCCCUGUUUGGUGGUCAACCUACACCCGGGAGAGGGGGGAUAUUCGCUGAUGCUCGAGGGGAAACAUGGGGCGUGUUCGGAGACCAUUCGGUUGCCUUAUGAAGAAGGGGAAUUUCUGGAAUACCUGGAUGCUGAGGAGUUACCCCCUGGUCUGCUGGACCUCCUGGAAAAAUCUCAGGUUAACUUUUUCCACUGUGGGUGUGUCAUAGCACAGGUGCGGGACUACAGGCAGUGCGGUGGUGGGGAACCUCCCGGCUACCAGAGCAGGCAUAUUCUCCUGCGCCCGACCAUGCAGACGUUAGCCUGCGACGUGCAGUCCAUAAGCAGCGAUGGCCAGGAAUGGACCCAGGAGGACAAACUGCUGCUUGAGAGCCAACUGAUCUUGGCUACUGCGGAACCCCUGUGUCUCGAUCCUUCCGUAUCAGUAGCCUGCACGGCAAACAGGCUGCUCUAUAACAAGCAAAAGAUGAACACUCCCCCGAUGAAAAGGAGCUUCAAGAGGUAUUCUGCACCCUCUCUGAGUCGGCAGCGGCAGCUGUCUCAUUGUCCACCUCCUCCUGAGCUAAAAGUAUUGACUUCUUGCAAAAAAAGCAAAGAAAGUAAAACAAGUGAGAAUUCUGACUUCAUAAUUUCUAAAGCAGAAAAUUAUGUAGAUAUGUGGAAACAGAGACCCUGUGACUUGGCUGUACCUUCUGAAGUGGAUGUGCAGAAAUAUGCUAAAUGGGAGAAGUUUGUCAAAUAUGAUGACUCACAACCAACAGUCUGGCCAGCCCAUGAGGUAAAAGAUGAUUCUGUAUUUGGAUAUGAAGGUGGUGAUGAGUCUCAGACAACAAAGCUGACCUUCAUGCAGUCGCUUAAUGAUCCACUUAUCUCUGGAAAAAGAAGGCGACGUAAAAAAGUAAGAUAUGAGAGACAGAUGUCUCCUCCUCUGCACCCCUCCACAGAUGACCAUUCAGAUAGUGUCCUGCCGGGGUCAAAGACUGAUGCUGGGGUAGUAGUCACUGAGUCAGAAGUGGUGGUCCCGCAGAAGACCAAAUAUCCGGUCACCACGUCACAAAGUUCCAGCGACUCAGCCAGCCUCGGCCAGCUUCCUCCAGGGAAAGAAACUGAACAGCCUAAAAUUGUGUCUGUUCAGUCUUCAGUCCUGGGGAAGGGAGUCAGACAUCUAUCUCCAACCAUCAAACUUCCCUCGAGCUCAGAAAAGACUUCAUCAGGAAACAGUUUUCCUCCAUGGCAAGGAAGCAGCUUUCUUAAAUCUCCAUCUCCUGUUCUUGCUUCUAACCCACCAAGUCUUUCUCAGAAAUCCACUGUGGACGUGAAUCCAGUUAGCCCAUUUCCUGCAGCCACCAUGUCCACUACCAGCUCAUCACAAAGAAUCCUGGCCACCCAGGUCACAGUCAACUCCCAGAAAUCCUCUGUGGAAGUGAAUCGAAAACCCUCUAUGGAAGUGAUUCGAGUUAGAAUGCUUCCUCCAGCUGCUUUGUCCACUACCAGCUCAUCACAAAGAACCCUGGCCACCCAGGUCAUGGCCAACUCUCAGAAAUCCUCUGCAGAAGUGAAUCGGGCUAGCAUCCUUCCUGCAGCCACUGUGUCCACUACCAGCUCAUUACAAAGAAGCCUGGCCACCCCGGUCAUGGCCCAUUCCCAGAAAUCCUCUGCGGAAGUAAUUCAAGUUAGCAUGCUUCCUGCAGCCACCCUGUCAAAUACCAGCUCAUCACAAAGAACCCUGGCCAUCCCAGUCAUGGCCAGCUCCCAGAAAUCCUCUGUGGAAGUGAAUCAAAUUAGCAUGCUUCCUCCAGCCACCCUCUCAACUACCAGCUCAUCACAAAGAACUCUGGCCACCCGGGUCGUGGCCAACUCCCAGAAAUCCUCUGCAGAAGUGAUUCAAGUUAGCGUGCUUCCUCCAAUCACUCUGUCCACUACCAGCUCAUCACAAAGAACCCUGGCCACCCGGGUCAUGGCCCCUUCCCAGAAAUCCUCUGUAAAAGUGAAUCGAGUUAACAUUCUUCCUGCAGCCUCCCUGUCCACCGCCAGCUCAUCACAGAGAAGCCUGGCCACCCCAGGGAUGGCCAACUCUGAGGGCCACAACAUCAUCAAAGUGGUGGGCCCUGGAUGUGGAGCCCAGGCUUUGGGGAGAGGUCCCAGUCCCAGGAAGGGCUCUACCUCUGGGACCAUAGCUCCUGCAGGAAUCAAGCCCAGUACCCUACCCUCAAGAGCUCAGCCACCAAAUGCAGUGCCUGAUGCACCGCCGAUUCCUUCUCAAGUAGGUGUUCAAUUUAUUUUAAAUAAUGCCUCCAGUAUCAGUCCAGUAACUCUACUGGGGCUUCCACAAGGUUCGCUCCUUUUGAACACCCCGCAGCAGCCUCAGCAGCAGUGGCUCUAUCAGUUGAUUCCCCAACCACAACUCCAACAACCCACAACUACUAGUCAACAGCCCACAAGUACUGGUCCUCAGGAGCCAGUGCCACAGGGUUCAAGUGCACGAGGUUCAACCAGUCAGAGAACAGUGUCAUCUGCUCAGCAAGCCAUUGUCCUUAACCUCCCUGGAGCAGGAAGUUUUCUGCAGCCCCAGGCGGCGCUGUUGGCUCCGCUUGGCUCUGCGGAGAGCCAGAGAAGACCCCGGCAGAUCAGCCCUCGCCCUGCGCACCCACUGCUGCCGGCCCCUGCUUCGCAGCCGCCGGCCCCGCCGCAGGCACAGCCCUUGAGAACCUUGCAGGGCCCCGUGGCUGUCAUGACAGUGGCCGCGCAGACAGCUGGGCCGCCUCCGGGCCAGCAGGCCGCGAGCCAGUCCAGAGGUAAAAUCAGGAAAGGUACAUCAACUACUCCAAAAUCCUAG
Molecule: messenger RNA, 3057 nt
Organism: Neomonachus schauinslandi (Hawaiian monk seal)
Lineage: Eukaryota; Metazoa; Chordata; Mammalia; Carnivora; Phocidae
Product: transcription factor SPT20 homolog
Exons: 2
Coding region: 1-3057 (1018 amino acids)
Biological process (GO): regulation of transcription by RNA polymerase II
Cellular component (GO): SAGA complex
Molecular function (GO): transcription coregulator activity
Source: RefSeq, a predicted model, not a curated record